This is a messenger RNA of Aspergillus pseudonomiae, 3648 nucleotides long. Its product is annotated as CLN3 protein-domain-containing protein. The transcript is spliced from 5 exons. The record is from RefSeq and is a predicted model, not a curated record. NCBI's taxonomy places the organism in Eukaryota, Fungi, Ascomycota, Eurotiomycetes, Eurotiales, Aspergillaceae. Gene Ontology annotation, cellular component: cytosol; membrane. Gene Ontology annotation, biological process: triglyceride catabolic process. Gene Ontology annotation, molecular function: sterol ester esterase activity; triacylglycerol lipase activity. Bases 1 to 3648 code for a protein of 1215 amino acids.
AUGCCUAGAACCUCUACAUCAGAGGAAACACCAAUGUUACCUCUCCCUGGAGCCCCUUCUUCCUCCUGGGCUAGAUUCCGAGAGCGACUAAAUGCUUUAUUCAGUGGCGCGGACCCCCGGGUCUGUAUUGCGUUCUGGCUGUUUGGCUUGAUCAACAAUGUUCUUUAUGUCAUCAUCCUAUCAGCUGCUCUUGAUUUAGUCGGACCUGGUGUGCCCAAAGGCGUCGUUCUUCUCGCAGAUGUCAUCCCUUCGUUUGGGACUAAGCUCAUUGCGCCGUACUUUAUCCAUGUAGUACCAUAUUCGGUACGGGUGGUGAUAUUCGUGCUCCUCUCCGCCAUCGGAAUGCUUCUUGUUGCGUUGAGCCCUGGCUACACGGAUGGUGGCACGAUCUCUACGAAGAUUGCCGGGAUUAUCCUAGCCAGUUUAUCUAGCGGAGGUGGUGAGUUAAGCUUUCUCGGGUUGACGCACUUCUACGGCCCAUUUAGUCUGGCAGCUUGGGGAAGCGGUACUGGAGCUGCCGGGCUGGUCGGUGCUGGUGCUUAUGCACUCGCGACUACGUCCUUCGGCCUCAGUGUGAAGACAACCCUUCUAGCAUCUGCUUGUCUACCAGCGGUCAUGGUGGUAAGCUUCUUUACCAUCCUGCCGAGAUCCCUUAUGCACCAUCCUCUGUCGGCCGUACAAGCUGGCUAUCGCGCUGUUGGGACCCAUAAUAGGCUUGCGGAAGAACGGGCAUUUAGCUACGAGCGUGAUGAAGCCAACAGUGAGGCUGAUGGCCUUCUCGCUUCUUCCAUACACUCCGCUGAGGACCCAAAAGCAACUCAGACUGGGAGUGGAAGUCUCCGAUGGGAACAUAUCAAAGCAAAUCUGCAGCGCGCAAGAGGGCUUUUCUUCCCUUUCAUGCUUCCAUUACUGUUAGUCUACGUCGCAGAGUAUACCAUCAACCAAGGAGUGGCCCCCACACUACUCUUUCCGCUGAGCGAGACUCCGUUCGCCCAUUUCCGUGCAUUCUAUCCUGCGUAUAAUGCGAUUUACCAGGUCGGCGUGUUCAUCUCACGUUCAUCGACUCCCUUCUUCCGCAUCCAUGAUCUGUAUUUUCCAUCAUGCUUACAGGUUGUGAAUCUGGCUAUUUUGACUCUUCAUUCUUUGUUCAACUUCAUUCCUAGCGUGUACAUCAUCUUUGCGAUCAUUUUCUGGGAGGGACUCCUCGGUGGCUUGGUUUAUGUCAAUACGUUCGCUGAGAUAGGGGAGCGCGUGCCCCCAGAGGAUCGGGAAUUUUCCCUGGGCGCGACAACCGUCAGCGACUCUGGGGGUAUUUGUAUCGCGGGUUUCCUCAACCAUGUGCUAGGAAGACCAUCGACCAAAUUCCGAAAGAUUCAGGUCCUUGCCGUCUUCCUUUUCUGGUCUACCUAUCUCCUCAGAGGAAACAAACAUGGCCCUCCUAUCUUUCGCAACGUCUCAGCUCGCCUAUCGGCAAAGCUAAGUGUUUGGCAAACUACCGUGGGCGUUUUCCUGUGGCUGUACCUCUGCCGCAACUUUGCAGAGAUUGUUGGCUUAGAGUGUCCGGAACCACUAGCCAAUUUGUAUUCACGCUCUUUCUUCCGGGCAACAUGGAUCGCCACGGCCCUCGACGCUGGCUUCUGGACCGCAAUGAAAGUCAAGCCGAAGUGGCUACGAGAUAUCGCGUCUUUGGCGUUUACAGUUUACUACCUUUUCGCCGCGGAGCAGGCAGAUGAAAAGGUUCGCCGGGUUCGAGCAACCCUAACCGUAGAGCACCUGCGAGUCUCGUGGAACAAAGGCACCACGCCGUACCUGUGGGCACUCGCCAGUCUGCUUCGGCCCCGACUUACAAAAUAUUCGCCUCGUGCAAUACGGAUUCCUCGUCCUCCGCAGUCCAGCUAUACAGAGCCAACCAAUGCAUGGCUUUACUUUGAUGGUCCUCUGAGUGCGUUACGCGACCAGACCUGUAUUAUCCUGGAUAUCCCCGGGGGCGGAUAUGUCGCCAUGAGCCCCCGCACCUCAGAGGAUCGACUGCUUGCCUGGGCUGGGAAAACAAAGGUGCCGAUCCUUAGUCUUGAUUACAAAAAGGCACCAGAGUAUCCCUACCCGUAUGCGCUCAAUGAAUGUUAUGAUGUCUAUCAUACCAUCGUCACUACACGCGGGCGUUGCUUGGGAUUAAGCGGGAACGUGCGGCCACGUAUUGUGCUUGCAGGAGAUAGUGCUGGUGGAAACCUGGCAGUGGGCACUACCCUGAUGGCCCUCCAAUCCGGCAGCUCAGAUGCUCCCCGUUGGCAAGGUGACCACAUGCUCCCUUGUCCAGAUGGGCUUGUUUUAGCAUAUCCGGCGUUGAAUAUGAGAGUCGAAAGCUGGAUGACGGAGGAGCAAAUGUCACUUAUACAAGAUAAGAGCGCGCGGCGGACGAACGAGAGCGUCCUCCGACAGAAAAACAUGGACUACCAGCGUUUGACGCCAUUCACAUCGCCCGGCCCUUCCACAGAAGACCUUCUCCGCGACUCGUCUUCUGACCUGGACCUGGAAGCUGAGGAUGUAGCUCAGGGUGCUUCCAAGAAACUUGAAGAAAAACUCAAGGCGGACAACCUGGCCACUCAGACCGCUGCCAUUGCGCAGAGCCACCACCCGAAACAAAUCCGUACCCGUCUGGCCGUUUCCUCGAUGAUCUCGUAUGUCCAUGAUCGGAUCCUGACCCCCGAGAUGAUGAGGGCAAUGAUCAUCCUCUAUAUUGGGCCUCAUAAUCGCCCUGACUUCAGCACGGACUUCCUGCUCUCUCCCGUGCUCACCCCCGAGGCCCUUCUCGCACGGUUCCCCAAAACAUACAUCGUCACAGGCGAGCGUGACCCACUAGUGGACGACACGGUAAUCUUCGCUGGGAGACUGCGACAGGCCAAGCUACACCAAUUCCGGGAAAGACAGGAGCUGGGGCUUGAGAAGUCUCACCGAGCAUUUAAUGAAAAGGACCACGUGGAGGUGUCAUUACUCCCCGGGAUCUCUCACGGAUUCCUGCAAAUGGCAGGCUUCUUUCCCGAUAGCUGGAAACAUAUCAACAAGUGCGCAGCCUGGAUCCAGGACUUGUUCGAGGCCGCCGAGAGACGGAAGUCAUCGUCCAGUUUGCUCCAGUCACUGCACGACAGCGCACCAUACUACCAGGUGCCGAAGGCGGACGCCAAUAGCGGCAGCCCACGUCACCAUAAACGCAGCCUCACGGGCGAAUCGUCAGGUGACGAGGAUAGACCCUUGGAGAUGAGCCUCGGCAGGAUGACCCCAUUGAACCCGGAUGAUAGUACCAGUCAAAUGCGCGGCAAGCCGUCCCACGGGACGAGUCAUGUCCGACUCCAAGGCUCUGCGUCGAUUGACAAUGACCCUCAGACUGCAAGUGGCAGCCAGGGUCCAAGUGCAUCCCGAGGUCGCCGUUCCCGGCCCAAGGGGCUCAGCAGAAGACGACGCGAUGCGCCCACGAAACUCACUAUGCCUCCGGCCCAUGACUAUAUCUCAGACGCCCUGCAGACCCCUCCGCCCAAACGUAGGGAUAGAAGCAUUGGCAGCCUUCCUAGCGAGGAGGAUCUCUUGGAUCGCAGGAUGAAUGGUUUGGCUGGAGGGUUGAUGGGGAUAGGAGAGGGAGCCCGGACGCCGUGA